Messenger RNA from Cantharellus anzutake, 912 nucleotides. RefSeq lists its product as uncharacterized. NCBI's taxonomy places the organism in Eukaryota, Fungi, Basidiomycota, Agaricomycetes, Cantharellales, Hydnaceae. The transcript is spliced from 6 exons. Gene Ontology annotation, molecular function: protein binding. The record is from RefSeq and is a predicted model, not a curated record. The coding region runs from base 1 to 912 and encodes 303 amino acids.
AUGUUUAGUAACUUAACGCACCACGAAAAACAGGCGUUCUUCUCCUUACUGGAUGAAUACUUCGAAUCUCGUCCGCAUCUCCUCGGAACAGGGGAUAAGGCCCUUGAAAAUGCUGCGGCUGCGGCUGCUCCUGCAGUAUCUGCUGUGACAAAGGCUGUUGCGAGGAAUCCACAAGCAGCAAGUUCGUUAGUAAAUGCUGGCGUGAGAUCCUUCAAUCAGAAUCGUGAGCAGGGGCCGAAGGAUGGCAGAACGGAUUCCAACAACGAAGCCCACACCAAUUCCAAUUCCAAUUCCAAUGCGCCUUCAUGGGGCAUAGGGCGCGUGGCAGCGGCGGCCUCCAAUUUUACAGGGAAGGGGUUCAAUCCUUUUCACCCUUCUGCCUCGCAGUCACAACAAUCCACAACCUCUUCUGAUGCACAGUCGAUAACUCCCAAACCACCCGCUGCUCAUGCUGUUCCUUCGCCUAAUUUUGCGUCUAGACCUGGAGGGGGACCUCCGGCUGCCGACGCGACUUCCUCGGCUUCCUCUAAUGGGAGGCCGGGCGUCGGUGGCCUUGUAACUAAGAAGGCCAUCGGAGACGUGAACACAUCGUCUACUGGAGCAAUAUUUGCUUCUGCUCUUCCAAAGAAGCUCUUUGGGAGUCCUGAGCCUCGACCGAGUGCCACGAUAUCUCCUGCGUUUCCGAAGAAGUUGGGCAGCUCGAUGUAUCCACCUCCGCCUGCAAGGAAGUUACGCCCGAUCAGGCCCCUGAACCUGAAGAGGAGCAGGAAGAGGAAGAAGGACGUUGGGGAUUUAAGCUUGAAGGAAGGACAACGUGUCAAGGUGCUUGAACAUACAUCUGAAGACUGGUGGAAGGGUGAAGCUGAUGGGAAGCGAGGCAUUUUCCCGGCUUCUUAUGUCCAAAUUGUCUGA